This is a messenger RNA of Penicillium arizonense, 1506 nucleotides long. RefSeq names its product catalase easC (gene fgaCat). The record is from RefSeq and is a predicted model, not a curated record. The coding region runs from base 1 to 1506 and encodes 501 amino acids. Gene Ontology annotation, molecular function: heme binding; catalase activity. The transcript has 4 exons. Lineage: Eukaryota; Fungi; Ascomycota; Eurotiomycetes; Eurotiales; Aspergillaceae. Gene Ontology annotation, cellular component: mitochondrion; cytoplasm; peroxisome. Gene Ontology annotation, biological process: response to hydrogen peroxide; hydrogen peroxide catabolic process.
AUGGGUCAAGACAACGAGCCUAAAACCUACCGCUACAAUGAGACUCCUGUCUACACAGCCUCCAAUGGCUGUCCGGUCAUGGACCCCCAGGCUGCUCAGCGCAUCGGGCCCAAUGGUCCUCUGCUGUUGCAGGAUUUCCACUUGAUUGAUCUCCUGGCACACUUUGACCGCGAGCGCAUCCCUGAGCGUGUGGUCCACGCCAAGGGUGCUGGUGCCUACGGCGAGUUCGAGGUUACCGACGAUAUCAGCGACAUCACCACAAUUGACAUGCUGAAGGGUGUCGGCAAGAAGACUAAGAUGCUCACCCGUUUCUCAACUGUCGGUGGUGAGAAGGGAUCCCCCGAUAGUGCUCGUGACCCGCGCGGUUUCGCCAUCAAGUUCUACACCGAGGAGGGCAACUGGGACUGGGUGUUCAACAACACCCCAGUUUUCUUCCUGCGCGAUCCUGCCAAGUUCCCAAUCUUCAUCCACACCCAGAAGCGCAACCCCCAGACCAACCUCAAGGAUGCCACCAUGUUCUGGGACUACCUUUCCACCCACCACGAGGCUGUCCACCAGGUUAUGCACCUGUUCAGUGACCGCGGCACCCCAUACUCGUACCGCCACAUGAACGGUUACUCCGGCCACACCUACAAGUGGAUCAAGCCAGAUGGCACAUUCAACUACGUCCAGAUUCACUGCAAGACCGACCAGGGCAACAAGACCUUCACCAACGACGAGGCCACGAAGCUCUCCGCCGAAAACCCCGACUGGCACACCCAGGACCUCUUCGACGCCAUCCAACGCGGCGAGCAUCCCUCCUGGACCUGCUACGUGCAAGUCCUAAGCCCCGAGCAAGCAGAGAAGUUCCGCUGGAACGUCUUUGACCUGACCAAGGUCUGGCCGCAGAACGAAGUGCCCCUUCGCCGCUUCGGCCGCUUCACCCUGAACAAGAACCCGCAAAACUACUUCGCGGAGAUCGAACAGGCCGCCUUCUCCCCCUCGCACAUGGUCCCGGGCGCCGAGCCCUCCGCCGAUCCAGUCCUACAAUCCCGCCUCUUCUCCUACCCCGACACCCACCGCCACCGCCUGGGUGGCAACUACGAGCAGAUCCCUGUCAACUGCCCGCUCAAGGCCUUCAACCCUACCCACCGCGACGGCCCCAUGAACGUCAACGGCAACUACGGCGCCAACCCUAACUACCCCUCCACCUUCCGUCCCAUCGCCUACCAGCCCGUUAAGGCCAGUCAGGAGCACGAGAAGUGGACUGGCGCUGUUCUUGCUGAGCAGUACCCCGUUACCUCCGAGGACUACGUCCAGGCUAACGGCCUGUGGCAGGUUCUUGGCCGUACCCCCGGCCAGCAGGAGAAUUUUGUCAGUAACAUCUCUGGUCACCUGUGCGGUGCUCAUGAGCGCGUGCGCAAGGCUACCUAUGAUAUGUUCCGUCGUGUCAAUGCCGAUCUUGGUGCUCGCAUUCAAGCUGCUACUGAGGCUAAUGUGACUGGUGCCCCUCCUGCGCGUCUUUAG